AAGCCGUUGGCUACUCUCGACUUUCUCUUUCAACGACAUCGGAGAUACAAAGAGGUGGAGUGAAGGCGCUCGCAAAUUCCCAACAGCACUUGGCUCACUGUUGCCGGAGCGGCUGGAGUCCCUGCAGGAAACUUCUGCUCCCCCUCCGAGGUUCGUUCGAGUCUUCUAAAACACCCGCUCAGAAGAUGGUACGGCUACAACGUUGCAUAGCAUCGGUGAUGCUAACCAUUGCUGCACUUCCAAGAAUCGUCCAUCCAUUAGCUGAUGAGAGAGAGACAUGGGAUGCUGGUGGUGAGCAACAACUAACGGAUGAAUCUACUUUUCAAAAUGUGACGGAGGAGGGCAUCCAUUUCUAUACAACUGACAACUUGUCUUUAGUUAUGGAUUGUAUAACAGCCAUGAGUAAAACUCGAAAAGAGGAACUGUUUUCGUCUCAAAAGAGGAAAGUUCACUUUAACUGUGAAACUAAGAAUGGAAUUGCCCACUUCCGUUCUCGUAGAGCUGCGGAGUCUGAGGAUUUACUACAAAGAGAUGGUAGUUCACAUGACUUAACAAACAUCAAACAGCUAAUCUGGGGUUCUCAAAUAUCAAUGGGUAAAGAAAUAAAUCCCCGUAAAGUUUCAGAUUCAGAUUCAGAAUCAAAAGAGGUACGUAUUCAUUUUAACAUGAAUGAAACAGGAAGUCUAAACCCAGUACCAGAUCUGACAGAGGAAGAAGGAAGUGCAACUGUACACAAGCAAGAACUAACGAGUACAGCACCAACUGAUCCCACUUUUCAGCCUCUGGUUUCACCCUCAAAGAUUGUUGAAAUAAAACGAGCUCUACCAAAGCGAAAUGUGAAACUGGUCAACAAUAAUUUACAUGUCUCAAACAAUCCUUCUACAAGGCAAGUUGAAGCACGUGAGGUCAAAACGCCCCAUCAAAUUCCAAAUGUAAAAGUUCCCAUUUCUACUGCGUAUGGAAACAGUGGGAUAUAUGCAAGAGAACAUGGUGGUCAUGGUCACUCAUCAGGAUAUGGACAUUCUUCAGAUCAUGGACAUUCUUCGGGCUAUGACCAUUCUUCAGGGCAUGAAAUCUCAUCAGGAUAUGGCCAUUCAUCAGGAUAUGGAAAAGGACCUAAAUAUAAGCCAACAGAUUACAAGGGGCCAGCGUAUGGCCCAUAUGACUUUUUACCUGAGGGUAAAGCUAAAUUUAGCAAAAAGGUUAAGUAUGGUGAUGAUCCGGUGAAGGAGUCCCAAAAAGCCAAGUACAACGAUCAUUACGAUGAUAAACCUACAGCACACUUCGGUGGAUUUGGUGGUGGAGGAAGUGUUGGAUAUGGACAUGAUCAUGGAGGUGGGGGGUACGGGUCCAGUCAUGGAGGAGGUGGAUAUGAAGGACAUGGUCACGGAGGCGGUGGAUACGGACACGAUCAUGGAGGCAGUGGUUAUGGAAAAGAUCAUGGGCCAGGGUAUAAAGAUGAUCAAGGAGGCAAAGGAUAUGAUAAUGAUCAUGGAAGUGGAGGACAUGGAAACAACCACGGGGCUGGUGGAUAUGGACAUGAAAUUAGCAGUAGCUAUGGAUCAGAAUAUAAGACACCUGAAUCAAGUUAUUCAUCAGAAAUAUCUUACCACGCACCAUCAUCUUAUGACACUGCUUCUCCAAGUUAUUCAGCACCAACACCAUCUUAUGCAGCGUUAGCUUAUUCAGACCCUAAACCAGCUGCUUUAUAUCAAGAACCUGAACCAUCUUAUUCACCACCUACGCCCACAUAUCCUUCUCCAGCACCUGCACCAUCUUAUGUAGCACCAGAGCCUUCCUAUUCACCACCAGCACCGACAUAUUCAGCCCCAGUUCAUUCUUAUGAAGCACAAGCUCCUACAUAUGAAGCACCUGCUCCUACAUAUGAAGCACCAGUGCCCUCAUAUGAAGCACCAGUGCCUUCAUAUGAAGCACCUGCCACAACGUAUGAAGCGCCAACUUCCGGUUAUGGAGGUCCAACAUCUUCAAACAAUCAAUAUGAACAUCUAGAUGACCCAUACAAUACUUACAAUCCGCAUGAUGAUGUCACAUUACCAGAGGGUGGAACUUCCAGUUAUUCAAGAGAAGGUACACAUGGAGCCACUGACCAAAGUUCUCAUGAUUUCUCGUCUGGCACAAGGCAUGAGACUGGACGUUUAGAAUCAUCCCCGACAGUUUUAUCAAGGCUGGAAUCGAAAGAAAUUAGUAAUGGCACCAACUGGGAACAUUUCCACUUCUCUUCUGAAUAUCCAAUGUUCCUGAAACCUAGAGGACUCCAGCCUUUUGAUGAUUUAUUUAGUGAUGUAUCCAGAGGAUUUCGUGACAAAAAAAACAGAGCCAAACGCUAAGCAGAAUGAGAGAAAACAGAUCCCAGACAUAUGUCAUACCAAGAAGUAUAUUCUAACAUUAGUAUACUAUGCUUUUUUGCCCAUUUUCUUUAAUUUCACUGAGUAUACUGUGAAAUUGUAUCACUUUUAAAUGGAAAAGAUAUUGUUGUUCUAGUCUUAUGCUGAGAUUUGACAGUGUGUGAAAUUCGGCUGGUCCGAUGACAUUAGUGAUAAGAUAUACGUUGUUUUUUUUAAGUAUCACUAAAAAGAUUAAAAUUAUACUUGUGACAUUUCAAGUCCUAAAGGACACUGACUUGAUUGAUAACAGUGAUACACUCAUCAUGUAUCUUCAUCAUCUCCUUUUUUUAUUUAAGGUGCUGUCGCAUGGCACCUAUGCUUAGGUACAGUCAGUUAAUUUUUUGUGAUACAGCAAGACAAGCUACUAUGAACGAAAACAUUUUAUAUUAAUAACUGGAACAAGAUAUUAUGUAUCAUGCAGGUAGUCCUUUUCAAGACAAUAUCUAUAAAUGCAAAUCUCUCUUUCUAUGCACAAAAAUAUUAUGGAUAGACAGAAAGAUAAAACUUAUUGUAUUUUAAGAAAUGUAGCAUGUAAAAUAAGUUGUCUUGUUACCUGAAUAAAACUACUAGUCAUUAGAGAG
Messenger RNA from Macrobrachium nipponense, 2986 nucleotides. Its product is annotated as hornerin-like. NCBI's taxonomy places the organism in Eukaryota, Metazoa, Arthropoda, Malacostraca, Decapoda, Palaemonidae. Bases 186 to 2348 code for a protein of 720 amino acids. The record is from RefSeq and is a predicted model, not a curated record. The transcript is spliced from 2 exons.